Molecule: messenger RNA, 1646 nt
Organism: Marchantia polymorpha subsp. ruderalis
Lineage: Eukaryota; Viridiplantae; Streptophyta; Marchantiopsida; Marchantiales; Marchantiaceae
Source: the annotation of a GenBank genome assembly
UCCUCUCUCGCUCCCUCUCUCUCCCUCUCUCUCCCUCGAAUUUGAACGACUAUCUUGCCGCAACGAGCGUCACAAAAUUUGAGGCGGAUCGUAUGGGCCUGAAAGCGUGACCCUAGAGUGAUCCUAGAGUACGAGAGUCGUCAUCUCCGCAACACUCUCCCCAGUUGAGCACCUCGGGACGCACUCGACCCUAACCCCUCUUAUUAUGCGACCAGCAGCAACGACGUCGGAGGUACUUGGCUUCCGCGUCGACACCGAACCCGCCGAGCGCAUCUCCUUCGCCAUCCCUUUCCUUCGAACUACAAGCUUCACGGUAACCAGCUCAAAGAAAUCCUCGCCCUAAACUGCAUUCCCACUGACGUACAGAAAGCACACCCCUUCCAACCCCCGCAAAACUCUCCUCUUCGUCCAGUCGAGGGCGCCACGUAAUCCCCCGCCUUCGCCGAUUCCUCGUCCAAGACAAGCCUCUGUGCGCCGAGAAACCGAUCUCUGCCACUGAAUCCGCGUCCGAGGCCCGGCCUGCACCAUCCCCUCCGAAUUCAAGAAUUUACGACUCCUCCCAUGGCAUUCCGCCGCGCAGAACGAUGCCCGCGAUCACUGCUUCGGCCAUGCCCUCGCCUCACCUCGCUCCAACCGACGCUCCGCGCCUUCGCGUCCCCUGUCUGCGAAAUCGAAGAAUCCUCGUCGCCCCGUCUAGUCUCGUCGACUAAUCUCCCAAUUCACGAACCUAAAUGCAUCGUCCCCGUUCGCCCGCAUCCGUCCUCCUCCUCAUCCUCGUCCUCCUCCACCUCCUCCCCCGUCGUCGUUCCCUCACAAAGCUCCUGGCAGAAUUCGCCGCGGGCCCAUCAGCAGAGCGCAACCGGCCAAGUCACCAAGCCAUCGCGAGCUGCUCGUUCGUCAGCACCAGACCGCAGGCAGCAGCAGCAUCAAUGGAAGCAGCAGCAGAUGUCGAGUUCCCGAAGCCGAACGAACGCUCACGUACGCACCAAUCGAUCGUCGAAGGACGAGGACGACGAGAGGAGAUGAAACCUCUGCUGCCACCGCCGCUCGCUGCUGUGUGCCCUGGCCCGGCCCGGUCGGUCGGUCGUCAUGGCCCGAACGAGGCUCUCGAGAAGGAAACAAGUAACCUGCAAAGACUCUCUAGUCUCUAGUGCCCCAGUCGCUGUCGCUGUCCCGGUCUCUGUCCCACGGCAAGACAGGCAGGCUACUCCUACUCAUCAUCCCAUCCCACCAUUCGGCCCCUCAUUCUCUCUCUCUCUCUCUCUCUCUCUCUCUCUCUCUCACAUUCAUUCAUUCAUGUCACAUGCCGCAUUAACAGCGGGACGCUGCUCUCGCUCGCGCUCGCGCGCCCCGCUUCCCAUUUACCGUUGCUCUCGCUCUAGGAAUCUACGAUUCACACCAUGGAACCUCUCCCCUGUCUUAUUCGUCACCUUCGCCGGACGCACUCGCCGAGUGCCUCGGCCGGGUCCUCGCGGCCGACGCGUGUCCGCUCUCGGCCUCCUUUUCGGUCUGCCGACUUAAAUAAUGUUUCUGUACGAGACCCGCAGGCCUAUCGCCGAGGCCAUGGGGUUUUAUACUGGCCCCCGGGGCGCCCUGGCCCUCGUCACGGCCUCACUGCGGCCUCGAUGUCAACGGGUUCUGUUUUC